Molecule: messenger RNA, 3073 nt
Organism: Corticium candelabrum
Lineage: Eukaryota; Metazoa; Porifera; Homoscleromorpha; Homosclerophorida; Plakinidae
Exons: 8
Coding region: 1001-2962 (653 amino acids)
Source: RefSeq, a predicted model, not a curated record
CUCAUUGAUGGUGUGCUGCACAUACAAAACGUGACUGAACAAGACAGCGGACAAUAUGAGUGCACUGCUACAGCAACAUUUCUAUCAAAUGGCGGUGUUCAUAUGCAUAUUGACAGAAAGGUGUUAUGGAGUGUUACUGUAUACAGUUUACCGCGUGUUAGUCUAUCUUUAUCUCAACUAAGCGACACACGCACUGAACAAGUCUGCAACACAACCAACCUUGUUGUUCCCUGCAUUCUAAAUCAUCUCCCAACUACAGUAAAGUGUCAAGCAAAAGGAUCUUUUCCGAUGUUGAUUCAACUAUUUCGCAACGCCCAGUUGCUGUUAGAGCAAAACGUGACGAAUGCCAAUCAUGCUGUGCAGCACACAAUUUUAUCUCCUCGUUCAGGAAUCUAUCAAUGUAUCGCUAGAAAUGAGUAUGGCAGCAAACAAUCAUCACUCGACGCAACAUUAUCAGGUGUUGUUCCAACUGUUUCUGCUACAAGUCGCUUAUCAACAACCGCAGCUACAUCUCCACAGUCUACUGACUACGUGACUACGUCACAGUCAACUCUUCGAGCGUCAAGUACGUCAACUAGUUCCUCAUUUUCGUCUCAACCUACGAAUGCAACAUCUCAUAAUGUGCAAUCUACUUCUGGAACGAAGUCUCCUAGAGUCACUAGUGCUCCAGUUACCGUCACACAAGCUAAUGCGUCAUCCGUGUCUCUAUCCUUCGACUCUCAACCUUCCUACCACUUCGACACCACGCACCAGCUCGUCUUUUCAACGAUCAGAUCUUAUACCAACGACAUCAACCGUUUUGCCAACGUCUCAAACCGCAUCACCUCCAUUCCAUCAUACAAACACUCCUUCCUCAUCAGGUGCAGCAAAACUUCCUAUUGGAAUAGUGACGAAUUCAGCGACUAGUGGAGGCGCAAGUAAAAGUACGACUAAGCCAGUAACAAAAGCAACGACACGAACGCGUAAGUAUAGUAAUUUAUAAAUUUAUCUAGUUCCUAAAAUGAGUUAUCUACUAGCUGCAAAAGAGUCUGACGGUCUACCAAUUGCAGUAGUUGCUGGUGGAGCUGCAGGUGGAGUCGUCGUUCUCAUUGUCUUUCUAAUCAUUAUCAUCGUCACUUGCUAUCGACGUAAACAAAGUUUUGCACUCGAUGAAGAUAAGCAACGGUCUCCAGUAGCAAGUGCUACCACAAUCGACAAUCCCACCUACUGGACAGAAACAAAAAAUAGAGAAAGACUGAAACAAAGUCAUGUUGACAGCAGUGGACAAACAGCUGCAUCCUCAUUAUGCGAAAAUAUUAACAAACCGACGGCUAUUGUUUCACCCGUGCAACGCCCCACUGCGACCGGAGAUGACGGUAUAAGAAAAGAAGACCAGUAUGAUGUGUUGGACCGAAAAAUGGAUGAUGAAGUGAUUGUUACAAAACAUGACAGUCUAGGCGAACGUUACUCAACGCUAGAAAACAGAAAAUACAGUGUGUGUGACCGAAAGACGGAAGAAAUUCCUGUUACAACAGAAGGCGUUCCAUUAGAGGGUUACUCUGUAGUUAAGCGAAUGUCGGACAAGAGGCAGAAGAAUGCUGAUAGCAGUCGUUUAGAUGGUCAAUAUGAAGAAGCAGUGAUAAGUGGAGGUUACGAACUCGUAGGCAGUGCAAACAAUCCUUCAUCAAACGUCCAAACACAAAACGAUCUCGAAGAAGAUACCCCGUACGCAGUACCAGACAAACCGAAACAAGCAGUAAGUGCGCGUUUGUCUGCGUCUUCGACGGAUGGUAGGCAAUUUGAAGUUACCGCCAAAAAACCAAAACAGCUCGCACAACGUUUGUCUACAACAUCUGCAAGUGAACCAUAUGAAGAAGUCGUGCAGUCAGGUAGCAAUAUAGAAGAAAAUCCUUACUCUCUACCGAGUGAGCACAAAACUAAGGCUCGUAAGAAUACCGUGUCACCAAAAACUGAGUAUUCCUACGCCAAGCCUGAUUCUAAACGAGCAACGACGGUCGAGAGUGACCGCUUAGUGAUAGCAGAAGUUACGACAACAAAACAAGACGAUGAAGAAAUACCACCAGGAAAUAGUGAAAAUCCCUACGCUGCACCAGAGGAAGUAAAGCACAAGAACGCCAGAAGUGUUACACUCCCCAGUGAGUACUCCUAUGCGAGGCCCAACGUCAAGAGAGAAAUGAAGAUAUCAGGUAGCCGUUUGGUGACCGGAUCAGCAACAAUGACGGCACAACAAGACGACACGGACAGCAAACCAAAUGACGAGAACGAUGAGAAUCCAUAUGCUCUACCAGAUGAGAACAAAACGAGGACGACUCACAAUGCUCCUCCAUCACUACCUCCACCAAAUGCACAAGAUUCUCGCACCCAACCAGAACAACACGAUCAGUCCAACGCAGACAGAUCUGCUGGUAAAAGUCAUUCAUCUAUCUCUCCCAGCCAAUUCACUGCAGUAAAAGACACAUACGCUGUUGCCAAUAAACAAUCUAAGAAGAAACAGUCGACCGUGUCACACAUGUCAGUUGGUGACAGUGAAUACGCUGUUGCCAACAUACAAGCAAAAAAGAAACAGUCGACAGUCUCACAUAUGUCGGUUGGUGACAGUGAAUACGCUGUUGCCAACAUACAAGCCAAGAAAAAACAAUCAACAGUCUCACAUAUGUCAGUUGGUGACAGUGAAUAUGCUGUAUCGAGCAAGCUACCAUCGGGAAGUCCAAAAUCAAACCGAAAAUCUGCAGUCGCAUCCAAACCAAAGCAUUACCAGACGGAAGGGACUGAAUAUACUGUAUCCGCAAAGUCUCAAUCUUUGCCUCGCGAUGCGAUGGAUGCAACUGCUUCAUCGGUUCAAAAGAAAGGAAAGUCUGACGUGAAGUAUACAGACGUGGAGAUUAUACCGCCGAAAACGAAGCGACACGUGACGUCUGAAGAAAACGUGGAGUACGCCACUAUUGACCAUACCAAGCACUGAAACAUUUAGUUAAUACAUUGACAUAAAUGCAGCUCUACUUGCACUCUAGUGCAAUAACUUAUCUAAAUUCUUGCUUUUUGUAUCGUAUAUAUUGCUUUGUUUAUCGUAUAU